AUUUAUUUCAAAAAUAGAAGAAGUAUUGAAUGACUGGAAACUUAUUGGGGUUUCUUCAGGCAAACCUCUAGAAAAGGGCAUAUACACCACAGGAGUAUGGGAGGAGAAAUCAGAUGAAAUUUCAUUUGCAGACUUCAGAUUCUCAGUUACCCAUCAUUAUCUUGUACAAGAACCCAGUGACAAAGAUGGGAAAGAAGAACUGGUGGAAGAUGCCCUUCCUCUGCCUAUGCAGGACUUGCUGUGCAUGAACAAUGACUUUCCCCCUAGAGCUCACUGUCUGGUAAGAUGGUAUGGUUUACGUGAGUUUGUGGUUAUUGCUCCGGCGGCAAACAACGAUGCAGUUCUCAGUGAAUCCAAGUGUAACCUUUUGCUGAGUUCCAUUUCCAUUGCGCUGGGGAACACUGGCUGUCAGGUACCGCUGUUUGUACAAAUACAUCAUAAAUGGCGACGAAUGUAUGUUGGAGAAUGUCAAGGGCCAGGAGUUCGAACUGACUUUGAAAUGGUUCAUCUUCGCAAAGUGCCAAAUCAGUAUACUCAUCUGUCGGGGCUGCUAGAUAUCUUCAAAUCCAAGAUUGGAUGCCCUUUAACGCCGCUGCCUCCGGUUAGCAUGGCUAUUCGGCUUACCUUUGUGCUUCAAGACUGGCAGCAGUAUUUCUGGCCGCAGCAGCCGCCAGAUAUAGAUGCUCUAGUUGGGGGAGAAGUUGGAGGCCUUGAGUUUGGGAAGCUACCAUUUGGUGCCUGUGAGGAUCCUAUUAGUGAGCUUCAUUUAGCUACUACCUGGCCUCACCUAACGGAAGGUAUAGUUGUCGACAAUGAUGUUUAUUCUGACCUGGAUCCUAUUCAAGCGCCCCAGUGGUCCGUGAGAGUCAGAAAAGCAGAUAACCCUCAGUGUCUGUUGGGUGACUUCCUCACUGAGUUCUUCAAGCUUUGUCGUCGGAAGGAGUCAACUGAUGAGAUACUUGGAAGGUCUGCUUUUGAAGAGGAAGGAAAAGAGGUUACUGAUAUUACCCAUGCUUUGUCGAAGCUCACAGAGCCAGCACCGGUCCCAAUCCAUAAACUGUCAGUCACAAAUAUGGUUCACAGUGCCAAGAAAAAAAUUCGCAGGCACAGAGGUGUAGAUGAAUCACCUUUAAACAAUGAGGUUCUGAACACUAUUCUCAUGUUCUUAUUUCCUGAUGCUGCUGACAAACUGGCAGAAGGAUUUGAAAGCCGAACUAGCAUCAGCAACAAUCCUUCGCCGGAGAGUGAAGAUUACAAUCUCUUCAGUCAGUUUAAAUCUGCUCCUUCUGAUAGUCUGACGUACAAACUAGCUUUGUGUCUUUGUAUGAUAAACUUCUACCAUGGAGGAGUAAAAGGAGUGGCACAUCUCUGGCAAGAAUUCGUGUUAGAAAUGCGCUACAGAUGGGAGAACAACUAUCUUAUUCCAGGAUUAGCUAAUGGCCCUCCAGAUCUGAGAUGCUGUUUACUGCAUCAGAAACUUCAGAUGUUAAAUUGUUGCAUAGAAAGAAAGAAAGCAAGAGAUGAGGGGAAAAGGGGGAACGUGUCUGAUCGUUCACCUGGUGCUACUUGUGGUGAUGGUGGAAAAGGAGCCGACAACUCUGGAGAUAACCCUGAUAAGGAAAAAGAAGUUGGCAAGUCGUGGGAAUCGUGGAGUGACAGUGAAGAGGAGUUUUUCGAAUGUCUAAGUGACACGGAAGAUCUUAAAGGAAAUGGGCAGGAAAAUGGAAAGAAAGGAGGAGCGAAAGAAGGCAACAAAGAGCCUGUAAACUUAAAACCAGAAGGUCGCCUGCAUCCCCACGGAAAGCUGACGCUGCUGCAUCCGGGAGAGCCCCUCUACAUUCCGAUAACACAGGAACCAGCACCGAUGACGGAAGACUUGCUGGAAGAGCAGUCUGAGGUACUGGCAAAACUAGGGACAUCAGCGGAAGGUGCUCAUCUUCGGGCACGCAUGCAGAGUGCCUGCUUGCUCUCGGAUAUGGAAUCUUUUAAGGCAGCUAAUCCUGGCUGUUGUCUGGAGGAUUUUGUGAGGUGGUACUCCCCUCGGGAUUACAUCGAGGAGGAAGUGGUUGAUGAGAAGGGGAACGUUGUCAUUAAGGGCGAGCUGAGUGCCCGAAUGAAGAUUCCUAGCAACAUGUGGGUGGAGGCCUGGGAGACAGCAAAACCCGUCCCAGCCCGGAGGCAGAAGAGACUCUUCGACGACACUAGAGAGGCAGAGAAGGUGCUUCAUUACCUUGCAGUUCAGAAACCAUCUGACCUUGCAAGGCACCUCUUGCCCUGCAUCAUCCAUGCAGCUGUACUCAAGGUAAAGGAAGAAGAGGCACUAGAAGAUAUCUCUUCAGUUAAGAAAAUUAUUAAGCAGAUCAUAUCCCAUUCCAGUAAAGUUCUACGAUUCCCCAGUCCAGAGGACAAGAAGCUGGAAGAAAUCAUUGCUCAGAUUAUGAGUGGGGAAGCUAUCAUCGCCAGGGCCAGGUCUCUGAAAGCAAAAUUUGGGGUAGAGAAAUGUGAAAAUGAAGAGGAGAAAGAAGAUCUACAAAGGUUCGUGAACUGUCUCCUGGAGCAGCCAGAAGUGUCAGUCAUUGGUGCAGGAAGAGGACCUGCUGGCAGCAUCAUUCACAAGCUGUUCGUGAAUGCUCAGAGGCUGACUGAAUCUUCUGAUGAGGUUUCUGCAGUGCCUCCGCUUGACGAAGAGUUGAGGAGAUCCGGUUUAUCCGAGGAGCGCCGACUCAACGCAGGGGCCGUUUCAGAUUUCCCUCCGCCCACGGGUCGCGAGGUGAUUUUGCGCACAACUGUCCCCCGCCCCGCUCCUUACUCCAAGCCGUUGCCCCAGCGCAUGUACAGCGUGCUGACCAAGGAAGAUUUCCGACUUGCCGGUGCCUUUUCAGCAGAUACAACGUUCUUCUGA
Molecule: messenger RNA, 2902 nt
Organism: Leptosomus discolor (cuckoo roller)
Lineage: Eukaryota; Metazoa; Chordata; Aves; Leptosomiformes; Leptosomidae
Source: RefSeq, a predicted model, not a curated record